Messenger RNA from Drosophila serrata, 1467 nucleotides. RefSeq names its product ubiquinone biosynthesis protein COQ2, mitochondrial (gene Coq2). Gene Ontology annotation, biological process: ubiquinone biosynthetic process. The record is from RefSeq and is a predicted model, not a curated record. Gene Ontology annotation, molecular function: 4-hydroxybenzoate polyprenyltransferase activity. Lineage: Eukaryota; Metazoa; Arthropoda; Insecta; Diptera; Drosophilidae. Gene Ontology annotation, cellular component: mitochondrial inner membrane.
UGUAAGCUGGCAACACUGCUCGAAAGAGAAUAAGUUCAUAUUUUUUUGUAAAAGAAAUAAAAUAAAGCGGAGCUAGUUACUAUUACUAAAUAUUGAAGGAAACAACCCGCCCGCCGAAUUGGAAUGUUUGCCCUACGACACCUGCGACUUCACGGCAUGCGGCCUUUCCGCAGCUCUUACGCGGCACCGGCAACAAUAAAACACAUGCUGCCCAGGCGACCAUCUGAACCGGCGCGUGUUCUGAUUGUAGAUUGGAGUCCCGCGGGGCGAUUGCCACAGCUGCACGAUCUGUGCGCGAGGAGCCUGGCAACCGCCCCCUCGUCUGUAACGGCACCCGAGAAACCUAGGACGCCGCUGGAAAAGCUGGUGGCCGCUGCCAAACCCUACGCGCAGCUCAUGCGGAUAGACAGACCCAUCGGCACCUACCUGCUAUUCUGGCCUUGCGCCUGGAGCAUAGCACUCAGCGCGGACGCGGGCUGCUGGCCGGACCUGACCAUGUUGGGCCUAUUCGGGACUGGAGCUCUGAUUAUGCGCGGAGCCGGCUGCACUAUCAACGAUCUCUGGGACAAGGACAUCGACGCCAAGGUGGAGCGCACCAGGACGCGUCCUCUGGCCUCCGGGCAGAUCAGCCAAUUUGAUGCCAUUGUGUUUCUCUCUGCCCAGCUCAGCCUCGGACUCCUCGUGCUCGUCCAGCUCAACUGGCAGUCAAUUCUGCUGGGCGCCAGUUCACUGGGUCUGGUGGUCACGUAUCCGCUUAUGAAGCGAGUUACCUACUGGCCACAGCUAGUCCUGGGCAUGGCCUUCAACUGGGGCGCCCUGCUGGGCUGGUGCGCCACCCAGGGCAGUGUCAGUCUGGCUGCCUGCCUGCCGCUCUACCUCUCCGGCGUAUGCUGGACCAUAGUGUACGAUACGAUAUACGCGCACCAGGACAAGCUGGACGACCUGCAGAUAGGAGUCAAGUCGACUGCUUUGAGAUUUGGCGAGAACACCAAGGCAUGGCUAUCCGGAUUCACGGCAGCAAUGAUAUGCGGGCUCUCCGCCGCAGGCUGGGCCUGCGACCAAACGCUGCCCUACUACGCAUCUGUUGGAAUUGUAGGCGCCCAUCUAGUGCAGCAGAUCUACUCUCUGAAUAUUGACAAUCCCAGAGACUGCGCCAAGAAGUUUUUAUCAAACCAUCAAGUAGGACUCAUUCUGUUCCUGGGCAUUGUCUUGGGCACUCUCCUGAAGUCGGAGGAAACAAAGAAGCAACGGAAAUCAUCCACAUUGACGACAAGCUCCUAUGUUUCGCUGCCACAGAAGCCAGAGGUCAUAAGCUGAGACAACACAUAAAACUAUCGGAAUAUAAAAUAAUGUUAGUUAAUUUUACCGCGCGCUCUUCGUUUUUAAACCAAAGCUUGUAGUUAAGGUGAUUGUAAAUAGGCAUCUGACAUCUUGAAUCACUUGUAAUAUAUUUAGUUACGAAACGGU